GUCACAGGCUCGGGCCGCCAUUUUGACUGAGCAACCCUAGUGACAGGAGCCGAAGGAGCAGCUCAGGUUGUCCCCGUUUCCCCUCCCCCUUCCCUUCUCCGGCUGACUUCCCGGGCCCCCUACACUCCACAGCCCCGGUCCCGCCAUGUCCCAGAAACAAGAAGAGGAGAACCCUGCGGAGGAGACCGGCGAGGAGAAGCAGGACACACAGGAGAAAGAAGGUAUUCUCCCUGAGAGAGCCGAGGAGGCAAAGCUAAAGGCCAAAUAUCCAAGCCUAGGACAAAAGCCUGGAGGUUCCGACUUCCUCAUGAAGAGACUCCAGAAAGGGCAAAAGUACUUUGACUCAGGAGAUUACAACAUGGCCAAAGCCAAGAUGAAGAAUAAGCAGCUGCCGAGCGCAGGACCAGACAAGAACCUGGUGACUGGCGAUCACAUCCCCACCCCACAGGAUCUGCCCCAGAGAAAGUCCUCGCUCGUCACCAGCAAGCUUGCGGGAUGCUCAGUCAGGAACCAUCAGAAGUCCCCAGAACGGGGAGAAGCGUCGCCGCCGCUGCCACCACCCACCGUCACCUCCUCAGUCAUGCCGAAGCACGAGUCACCGUAGACAUGACCUGUGAAGGCUGUGCUCUAGUGCGGUCACUCGGGUCCUCAACAAGCUGGGAGGAGUUCAGUUUGAGAUCGACCUGCCAGCAAGAAGGUUUCCAUCGAGUCUGAGUACAGCGUGGAUACUCUGCUGGAGACCCUGAGGAAAACAGGGAAGACCGUUACCAUCUCGGCCCCAGCUAGUGAGGGCCUGGGCCCCCAGCCUGCAGGAUGGACCAAAGUGGGCAGGACCCCCAUCCUUCCCUGCUUUCCAGACAGAUCUGGAACCUGGCAAUCCUGCUCAACAAUGGGAGUUCUGCGGAGACCCUCACUUGCCCUGCUGCUCCCUAGCUUCCCUGCAAUAAGUCGAGCUGCUUUUGUUGGAAAAAAAAAAAAAAAAGAAAGAAAGUCCCCAGACGUUGCCAAAUGUCCCCGGGAGUCCCUGGUUGAGAACCCAGUGUGCUGAUUUCUCAGUUCACUUUGCGGGCUCUCGUAGCUCAGGCCUGGGCCCAUUUAAUCCUCGCAGCAGUGCCCACCCUUCCUCCUGCACCCUGGUGCCUGCCUUCUGUCCCUCACCUUCCCUCUGGGGCCACCACGCCUACAUCAGAGGGGAUCCUCUGACCUCUCUCUACCCGAAAGUGGCACCUGGGGGUGAAAUGGAGAAGCAGAAGGUUUCUAUCCUUCACCUCUUGCACCAAGGGGAUCCCCGGACUGAUAGGAAUUUACAUAAUUGGUUAAAAUAAGCCAGCAUGUAUGCAGGCUAAGCUCUUAACUGUGACUGCUGUGCAUCGAGGGGCGAGCAGGGCCUGAAGCCCCUUUGCUACCUGGUGGGCUCAGUGGGAUAGAUGAGGAAUCUGUCUUUUCUGCAUAGUUUCCCCUUGACUCAGCUGUGCCACUUCCCUUCUCCAGCCCUCACUCAUCCUCACCAGUGCCUACCCAUAUUUAGACACUGCAAGCCUGUGUUGUCUUAGAAGACAGAAACCAGAUGGUUGCUAUGGAGAUUUAUUCACACACACACAUACACACACACACGCACACACACCCAUGGCCCAGGCUGAGUGGUAGGAGUGUCCCAGCACUUCUUGCUGGGACAUGCAUUUUUCUUCCUCUUCAUUUGCUACUACCCCACCUUUUCUAUUCUCCCCACAUUUCCUUGCUUCUCAUUCCUGCUCCCCGAUGCCACUACCCAUUGACCAGUACUGUCCUUAAAUAUCUCCUCUGAAUGCUUUCAGAGCUUCCAGAAUGCUCUCGGGAAGUCACAGCUUAAGAACAGAAUAACAUUUGUGAGCUUUCAUCAGUCAUAACAUGUCACUUCAUCUGUACUAUGAGGAUAAUUAUAAUACAAACGUCAUAUGGCUUUUGUUAAAUUAGAUAUAUGUAAAGAAACUUGUGUCAUGGCUGGCAGAAUAGGUGCUCCAUAAAUGGAAUUUGUUCUUUAUAAUAAAAUCCUGCUCUGGCACCUGAGAAACCAGCCACGAGGGCCUUUGGAAACCUCUGCUUGUGCUUCCUCUCUGACAGAAGGAAAACGCCGAGUGUCCCUGUCCUGUGGAGUGAUGGAGGGCAGAACUGGGGGAGGGACGGUUGCUUUGCAUUUUGUCUUUGUUGUACUCAGCUAGAAAGCUGUUUUAUUUUGAGGGGGCAGGGAUCUGGGCACAUGAUCUCUUUCUUUCUGCAAUUUGAAGUGAAAGCCACAGGGAAGAGAAGGCACAAGACAAAAUCUCCUUGCCUGGCUGAAAUGGAAGAGUACAGAGGAAGCAGAAUGCCCUCUGGGCCCUGGGCUCCAGCUGCCCUCCUCCUGUGCAGGCGGAGGAGACUGGCUGUGUUGUGUA
Molecule: messenger RNA, 2411 nt
Organism: Rhinolophus ferrumequinum (greater horseshoe bat)
Lineage: Eukaryota; Metazoa; Chordata; Mammalia; Chiroptera; Rhinolophidae
Gene: ENSA
Product: endosulfine alpha
Exons: 4
Coding region: 146-604 (152 amino acids)
Cellular component (GO): cytoplasm
Molecular function (GO): protein phosphatase inhibitor activity
Source: RefSeq, a predicted model, not a curated record